AUGGAUAAGUUAGGUAGCAAGUAUAAUGGCCUAGCAAGUGCUUAUCAAAAACACUCGGAGACAAUCUCUAAUUUGACAGAUAAAGGGAAAGAUGUGAUUAAUAAUAGUAAAGCUAGUUACCAAAACAUUAGGGAUAAUCAUGGGAUAUCUGAAGUAAAAAAUAUGGUACAAAAUACAAUAAGUACGUCUUCUUUACCAACAAUUUCUUCAAUACCAUCAAUGCCUUCAGUGCCCGAAAUACAAAAUGGUCUUAAGGGAAAUUAUAUUGACAAGACCAAGGAAAUGGGAUCGACUCUAUUGAAUUCUGGAAAAACUCAAGUAAUAAAUCUUGCUAACAAUAAUAUUAGUGGAUUUGAAGACCUAGAUUUUGAUAACGAUGAAAAUUUACAGACAAAUUUAGGCCCUUUAAUUGAUGCAUUUUUUGAUCAAGUUUUAUUAAAAGCAAUAAAACAUAAAAUACCUGAACGUGAAAGAUUUACUGACAAAGCAAAAGAAAUCGAAGCAGAGCUUUCUAUUAUUGGUUUGAUAAAAGAUAUUCAUAUCAUUAGUGAAAAACUUCCCGCAGUGUAUGAAUUCCAAGAUGCCUUAAUUAGAAUUGUCACUUGGAGAAAUCCAACUGGUACUCUAGUUUGUUUAAUUUUAGGAACUUUAAUGCUUAUGAAUCCAAUUAAUAUUGGUAUUAUUAUUUCUAUAUUUUCUAUUUAUUGUGUAAUGAUUCCAGGAUUUAUCUGCAAACAUCCAUACAGACAGGAUGUAAUGUCAAUUACAAGGCGUAAUGUAACCAAAAAAUGUAAUACUCGAAAUUAUGGCUCCAGUUUUUUCUUUGAUAUGGCUACAAGUGGGCCAAGUAAUGCAUGGUAUCCAAUUUCUGAAAUAAAAGAAUACGAUAAAGAUAGUUCUAAUUUAGAAGUCAAAGAAGUUGAUCCUAAUAACAAUAAUAUAGAAAGAAGUGGAAUCGCCUUUAUCACUACUGUAAAAGAUAUAAAAAACUUGAUAGAUCAUUUGAUACAAAUAAAUAGAAUGGCAGAGCAAUUUGUUUUUGAUAUUGGUGGCUUUAAAGACGAAUAUAAAUCAAGCUUAAUUUUUAUUAUUUGGACAUUGCUAGUGAUUAUAAUGAUUUGGAUAAGCAAGUUUAUAAAUUGGAAUAUCAUUAUAAUUGGUAAUCUAUGGAUCGGUAUGCUACUGAUUCAUCCAAUUUUUAGAGAAAAAUUAAUGAAGUUGUUCAAAACUACUGAAACUGAAGAAGAAAGAUUAAAGAAGGAAGAGAAAUUAAAAGAAGAAAAGGAAAAACAAAAAUAUGUCAAGAAAGUCAAUAUGAAAAAGAUGCCAAUGAGAGUCAAUGAUAAAGUAAUGAUAUUUGAUGAAAAGCCUGAAAUAGCUAAGAUCGAAAUUUUUGAAAUUUAUAAAAGAAAUGAAUUAAACUUUAAUAAAUGGGAGUUCUUCUUAUAUUCAACCCAAGUAUUUGAUAAAAAUGAUUCUUUUAGAAAAUCACAAACACCACCACCCGGUGUACAAAGAUUGAUUGAUGUAACUUCACCAAAACCUUGGGUAUUUGAUCAAAAUUUUGAUUGGGAAAUUGAUAAUGAUGUUAGAAAUUGGGUAAUGGAAAGGGAUUUGGUUUAUUCUAAGGAAAAUAAAAUGGAAGAUGAAUAUUUGGUUGAUAAUGAGUUCAAAAGAAGAAGAUUAGUUAGGACAAUUAUUAGAUACUCAGCGCCAUUAUGGAACAAAAAUAAUUUCUAA
Messenger RNA from Henningerozyma blattae CBS 6284, 1740 nucleotides. RefSeq names its product Pex28p (gene PEX28). Bases 1 to 1740 code for a protein of 579 amino acids. Gene Ontology annotation, cellular component: peroxisomal membrane. Gene Ontology annotation, biological process: peroxisome organization. Lineage: Eukaryota; Fungi; Ascomycota; Saccharomycetes; Saccharomycetales; Saccharomycetaceae. The record is from RefSeq and is a predicted model, not a curated record. The transcript has a single exon.